UGCACCAGUCUUGAGAAGAUACCAACCACUUCAGCAGCCAGGCUACAGGUGCCUACAGGGCAGGUCGCAAAGCCCAGGUGGCAGAACGCUCAAAUACACAAGUUUAUCUUCUUUUAUGUGGAGGGAUUCUAGGCCUAAGACUAUUCUAGGAAGCUCCUGAAGUCACCCUUAGGGUCAGGAAGGAAGGGAAGGAAAAUCAGGCACUGUUUUGCCCUUUUCCACUUUUGCUGGGAUCUUUUUCCGCACUUUUGUUCCAGGGAGAGUCUAUGUCAUCUCUAUCUUAGGCAGAAGCAUCCCACAAAGGGAAAAGAGGCGGGGAAAUUCUGCUGAUGGAUGCAUCCGCACAAAGCAGCACGUUUUCCUAGCAAAGCUCUGGAGAGAAGGAAGAAUCUGCGCUCAGCUCAGCAUUUGACUGAUAUUCAAGUGCACACCAAGCAGCGCUCCAGCCUGCUUUGGGUCAGAACAAGCCUAUUCGAACCAGAAACGUGUGAAGGGGACAGUGCGGUGCUGGCCGCACACACUGAGAGAAGCGGAGACGCUGGAGCCGCGAGUUAGGAAAUGUAACCCUGGCGACCCCCUAAAAGCCCCACUUCCCUGCUCCUGCUCUACCUGCUUGCCAAGCGCUGAGCCGCCAGCCCGGGCGAUGACUAGCCCUGCGCCCUUAGUGGCCUCCAUCAGCCACCAAAUGGUGGCUCUACAGACCCUGCAGCUGCUGCAGCAGGAGUGGGACUGGGUGGACGGUCCCGGAGCUCCGGGGAGCCUGCGAGACCAGGACCACGUGCCCGCCUCUGCGAUGCGGGCUCUCCCGCGGCCAGAAGGCGAGGAGGAGGACAGAGGCGUGGGGGCCAGGAAUGUGAGUGCCCGGGAGUGGGCGUGUUGCCCCGAGGUGGAGGGGGUGCAGGGCGCCCAGGGCGGGGCGGAGCUGCUGCCCUUUCCCCGCGAUCGCGGGCCCUGCACCCUGGCGAGCAGGGCAAUGCGCAGCGCUCUGGCCCGAGUGGUGGACUCCACCUCCGAGUUGGUCAGCGUAGAGCGCACGCUGCUGGGGCCCCUCCAGCAGGAGCGAUCCUUCCCCAUCCACCUGAAGGACAGUGUUGAAUUUAGAAACAUCUGCAGUCAUUUGGCUCUGCAAAUGGAAGGACAGCAGUUUGACAGAGACUUGAAUGCUGCUCACCAAUGUUUGAAGACGAUAGUCAAGAAGCUGAUUCAGUCACUUGCUAAUCUUCCUUCAGAUGCCCACCUGGUUGCCUGCGCUUCCUUGAGACAGAUCUUACAGAAUCUCCCAGAUACGUGAUGGUUAAAAGCAUCAGAAUGUAGGUCACCGUGUUAAGAGAACUGGAUUCAUUAUCUUCCUAACUUCAUCAGCAGACAAUGGUGAUUUUUAUUUCUAUCAAGCACACUUGUAGUAGUGUGUCAGUGGUAGUCUGUAGCCUUUACAAUUAUGGCAUGUUAGUGAAAAAAUUUUAAAGCUCUAUUUCACAUUUAAAUAUGCUGACCUACUUGCUACUUCAAUUGAAACAUAUUUCAUUUUGUGAAACUGAUUGGAUUACAUGCAUAUGUAUUUAUUAAUUCGUGUGUUAGUUUUCACCAAAUGAUACCUUAUUCUGCAUUCAUAUUAAUGUGCGCUAUAGGGUUUAAGAUUAUUUAUAUUAAGAUCCAUGGAAUUUAAAAUUAUCUUGAAUAAAUAGAUUCAAUAAAUAGGGUGUGUUCUACUUGCUGGGCACUUCACUUUUGGUUAUGAGAAUAAGUUUUAAUUAUAGGACCAUGUGAGUCAGUACAGUAAUCAUGAGUUCCGAUCCUGGCAUUAAUAUAUAACUUACUGUUGGAAAGGAAGCACUGGUUCUAAACUUUGUGCUUUCGUAUCCUGACUUUUAAACUUCCAGUGAUGAACUCUGAAGCACUAGGGCCACAUGAUAUGUAAAUACAAAACAUAAUAUUAUUAGUCUUAUAGAAACAUCCAGCUCUUCUUAUUGUUUGUAACUAUUCUGAUUGAAGCGGGACAUCCUUAUGAAAAAAGGAGUGUAAGUGUAAUGGCAGGUUUCCCUGACCAUUUAGACACUGAGGAUUUGAAGAGAGAGGGUGACUUGUUUUUUUUGUUAGCAAAAACAAUCUGUACAUACUUAGAAAACCUAAGCUCCCUCUUGUUCAAUGAUGACUGUAUGAGAACAAAAGUAAGGUGCAGGGCUUGUUCUCUAUCAAAGAUUAAAGAGAAGCAGCAUUGGAUUAGAAAGAAAAGAUUACAGUGUAUGUGUACAGCUUGUUUCCUAAAAGCAUUGUGAACUGGGCUCAUGUGGUGAGUGUACCCCUAUCUUAAAAAAGAAGUGCUUAUAGUAGUCAAAGCCUUUUUAAUUCCACCUAUCCCAAUCCUAGUUGGUUCCAAAUGUUUUCUUCUAGCAUAUGAGAAUGAAAGGUUUUCUCCUUCAGUGUAACUAUUUCCACAGAAAAGAAUGUGAGAAAUAUGAAGCUAAAUUCUGAAGGAAAGAGGGACGUUUUGUUGAACAUGUGCAUGAUGGCAUCUCUUGGAAGGCAAGAAGGAAGACAUUUAUUUCUAGGGAACACUCUUGACUAAUGAUCUUUUCUCAAUUCUAAGAGAGAUUUUAUUUGGGUUCGGGGUAUGACUUUGUUUUAGGAGGAGGCUUUUCCCCCCCAAGAGCACUUACCCCAGUGCUCUCUUAAAGACUCAUCAGUAUGCACGUCUGCCUUCCCCACUGUAAUUAAUAAUUCUCCCAAUUUUAAGGGUUUUUUUUUUUGCAGUGGGGAGGGGGUAUUCUUACCCUGAGACAUUGAACAUUUUUGGCUUUUCUAUCAUUGCUUAUGCUUUUUCUUAACUUUGAAUGAUGUCUUUUGCAUGUAAUUAAAAUCUUCCUCAUUCUUCAAGGCCAGAUUUACCUGCCACCAGAUAUGAACCCUUCUGGACUAUCCUAAUAAGAGGUGAAUUUUUCUUCACCUUAACUUUCACAGAGCACAUUUGGAGCUACUUCUCUAGUAUUUGUGUUAUACCAUCUUUGUAGCACUUGGUUAUUGGGGCCUCUGCCAAGAAUAUCAGUUUGUGCAGGCAAGAAAUUUUCUAGACCUCUUCGUGUGGUUCAUAGCACAUACAGCUCUAAAAGUUUUUGAUGCUAUUAGAACAGUCCAUUGGCCCUCCCAUCAUUUUACAACUCCUCCCCAUUUUAAUUUUUAUGUAUUGUCACAGAGUGAAUCUGUACAGUCAUUUCAUUGUACAUGCCACGAAUACCCUCUGCCUCUUUCCCAGGACCCUCAGUCUUCCCCAUUAGCCCUGUGUUGUUUCGUAGAUUUGUGAUAUGCAAUAUGGUAGGCAAUGGCCAUAUAUGACUAUUCAUAUUUGAAAUGUAGCUUGUUUGAAUUGAGAUACUCUUAAAACAUAAAAAGCACACUGGCUUUUGAAAACAGUACUAAAAUUAAAAAAAAAAAACUUUAACUAUCUAAAUGUACCUCAUUCUUUUUACUUUCACUAUGCCUACUAGAAAAUUUUAAAUUCUGUAGGUAAGAUGCAUUAUAUUUCAGUGGGACAGUGCUGUUCUAGAAAAUUCAUUACACAAUAUAUACUGCUGUCUUUGACAAUUCACUCUGAAUGUUGUUCUAAACCUUCUCAAACUUAACCCUAAACUGCCCUCCCCAUUUUCAAUUGAUGACUUUGCCUCUAAUUGCAGAGGAUGAUGAAAGCCAUCAGAAAGCAUGUGGAUCAUCUCAGUAGCAGGUCCGCCAGCUUUGCAUGUGCACCUGUAUGUUUUGAGUUCCUUUCAGUUUUAAGGAGGACCUGCCCUCCUCCCACCUGAGGCUGGCCAGUCAUUCAGGUCCUAGAUCCUGUCCUUUUUCACUCACUCAUUGACUGCCCUUUGCAGUCUAUCCCUUGUGUGCAUCAUCAUCUUUUGCUUCUCAGGAACAUUUUCCUAGCAUGAUAUUAUGGUGUAGUGUGUCUCGUAUUUUCACUCCCUUAAUAGUAAAGCUCAUUGCAAUAAUUUUCCAACUCAAUUGUCAACAUAUAAUUUUUCCUUGUCUCUUCUUAACUCAUUCUAAGUGAAAAUUGUUCCCACAACUGCUCUUGUCAAGACGUCCAAUGAUUCCUUCACUAACAAGUUAAAUGAAAAAUCUCAACUUUCAUCUUUUUUGAUCUACCAGCAACUUUGGACACAGUUGAUUACUCAUUUCACAAAUCAUCUUCUAUGUUUCCAAGUUAAUAGACGUUCAUGGUUUUAGGUUUUCACUGGAUUCCUCCAUAUACCUUUUUUUUGUCUGUCCAAAUCUCCUGAUUUCUUGAUUUUGGGGUGUUCCAGGAGUCACUUUUGACCCUUAAUUUACACUUACUCCCUGGUGAUUUUAAAUGCCAGUCAUUAAUCAUUGACACCUGUCUUCUGAUUUAAUCUCUAGAUUUCUGUGUCCAACUGACUUUAGACUAUUUCUGCUUGGAUAUUUAAAAGGCAUUUCAAAUUUCAAAAUGGAAUUCUUGAUUCCCUAAUCUGCUUCUCUCCAUCUCCCAAAUCUCAUUUGGCUGUGACUACUACCUUUCUGGUAACAUUAUAAAAAGUUCUUAGAUUCUUCCUUCAAUGCUGUGGUACUCUUGCCUGUACUCAUAAAAUCAACAAAUCCUAUUGGCUUAACCUUCAAAAUAUGUCUCAAAUCAAAUAAUUUCUUAAUACUUCUAUGACUACUGCCAUAGUCCUAGGUACAGUUAACCUUUGCCUAGAUUGUUGUAGUAUCCCAAAAUAGUUAUGCUACCUCAGUGCCCCCUUUCUACCAUCUCUUCCUCACACAUCAGCCAUAGUAGUAGAAGUCAGUUCAGUUAGAAAUAUUUUUAUCUUUAAGCCAUCAAUGACUUAUUUUUAUUAAAAUAAAAUUCAGAUUCUGCCCAUGCCCUACUACACUUCUAUUCUAAAAUGCAUGUUUCUUUGUCAUCUUUAUCUCUUCAAAUAUAACAUCUGCAUAAGGGCUUUUGUACUUCCUCUUCCUUCUACUGAAGGAUUUUAUUCUCAUCUACUUCAAGUAGGUCUCUGCAGUCUGUCACCCAUUAAAAAGCCUCCUCGUCUCCUUAACAAAAAUAGCAUCUCUGUCACUCUCUUUCCUGCUUUUCCCCUCAUUGUUCUUGUAAUCAUCUGAAUUUAUUGGAUUUCUAUAGUAUUUGUCAUCACCGUAAGUUGUGGGCCUCAAGAGAAGUGUUCAUGUUAUAACAAGGGAUGCUGUGGCAAUUCUGUAUGGUUAAAAAAGUGAAUAUUACCUUAGAUGGUGAAAGAGAUGAUUAUCUUAAGGAUAUUGUGCUGAGACUGUCUGUGUUUAUUUGGGUGGGGACUUUAAAUGCUGCCACACAUGUCCUAUAAAGAAGAGGCAGAAGCAGACACCAUAGGCAGAAGAAGAGAAAGUAAUGUGUUCGUGGAGGCAGAGGGUGAAGUGAUAUACCCAUAAGUCAAGGAAUGCUGAUAACAAUUAAAAUCUAGGUAAGACCAAGACUGAUGUAUUUUCUAAAGACCCCAAAGGGAAUGCUACCUCUGCCUUGAGACAACUUGAUUUUGGACUUCCGCCCUCCAGAACUGUGACAUAAUAUAUCUCUGUUGUUUAAGACACCCAGUUUGUGUAAUUUAUGAUAGUCGCCACAGGACCCUCAUCCAUGUUGUGACCCAAAACCAUGGUGUGUAUUCAGAUUUUUAAAAAAAGGUUUUACAGUAAAGGACACAUCGUUAUUAAUCUCUCUCGGAAUACUUUCCUUCACUCAAAUACACUCAUCACAUCAUUCUUGCUAAUUUUUGAAGCAGUUGUUGGAGUUAUUUUUCAUGAGUUAGUUCUGCAGUCAUAGUUUUGCUUAUGUCCUGACUUGGUUAAAAACAUUGCUUUUACGUUUGUCUGGACUUUGGAGGAGAGUCAACAGGAAGCUGCGUGGCACCAGCUCUGGUGAAUAAGGUGGAGGAAGAUGUACCACCCUGUUUUUAGACGUUGUCUUUCUGUUAGAUGGCACUUGGCUGCAGUAUUCACCAUAUUUUUAAUCAUGCCUUGUAAAUACACUCAUGAAAGAUUUCUAGAACUACUUCAGAAAGUGGAGGGAAAUAUUUUGACGGAGAUUAAUAGUAAUAUGUCUUUUAUUGUAAUAGUUUAAAAUUUAAACAUUCAUUAUGCUUGUUUAAUACACCUUGAACACUUGCCUUUCCUUGGUAGAAUGUAAGUACUAGGGAUGUUAUUCAUGGCUGUGUUCCAUGCUUGGCACAGAGUAGCCGCUCAAUAAAUAUUUGAUGAAUGAAGAUGUACAAAUCAUGUGGUUAGUCAAUUAGCCAUUUUUUAAUAAAAUGUUGUGGUGUCUCCAGAAGUUCUCCAAAUCUUAUGUAUUUGAAAAAUAUCUGAAUUCAAAGAAAAAGUGAAAAAGAUAAUUUUAAGGGCUAAAUUUAAUUAGGUGUUGAAUUACAAUACAAUCGUGUAGCAAUCAGUUGUAAGUGGCUAAUAGUCCUGGUCAUCCUAACAAUUAGUGGGCUGUCCUGAAGAAUUAUCCUUUACCCUCAAUUUUCCUGUGCCAUUCUUUUUCUCUUCUCCCAUACCUUAAAGUCAGCCUGUAUGUUUUCUAAAUGUGAGACCAUACAAUAACUUGAGCAAUAUGCGACACUUUCAUGAAGACAGGUUGUGGGUAUCUUUUCUUAAUUCUGAAGCAAAUGGGUCAUCUGGUAUUUUGUCCACUGAACUGCCUCGAGUAUUUCACUCUGCCAGUUUGUGGAUGGUACAAACACAUUUGCUGAUGGGUCUAAAGAAAGGACCUUACUGGAGCCUUCCUAAAUAAAGCUGAAUAACUGAGUGACAAAGUGGUAUCCAUGCCCCUUCCGUGAUCCUUUGACACCUUCCUUGCUGCCUUCUCUACUUUUCUGCAAGCUCUUAGCACUCUAAAGUCCACCUAUUUCUACAUUUUUAACUGUCUGCCUUAUUCUUCAAGUUCCCUUGGGUGUGUUCCAUUUUUUUUCAUUUUCAUUAACAGCUUUCUUCCUCUGCUUAAACGCUGUUGCACUUCUAAGUGAUACAGUUUCUUCCCGAAGUGAAUUAAUUUCCUUGAUUUAAAUGAAGGCCUUUGGAGGGUAGGAAACUACUUAGGAGGGUAGGAAACUACCAACAACAGACAGAACAUUGGACUGCAAGAAACAAGCCUUUCACAUCUUAAAAUCCUCCUCCAACAGUUGGCUGUAUUUUCAAUUUUUCUUCAUGCACCAGUGCCAGAACCUUAUGCGGUAAAUCUAUCUGAGAUGACUAUAAAUUCUGUGGAUCCAUAAAUUUCAAGACACAUUUAAUUCAGCAAAACUUCAGCUAAGAUGUGUUCUGUAUCAUCUGGGUAUCCUCGUCAGGGAUCCGAGUGCUCCAUUCAACAGCCAAAAAAUUACUACAGACAGUCCUGGUUUCACUUAACUGUGUAUCAGGAUCAAAGGUCUAGACCAUCAUAGCCCUGGCGUGUGUUCCAGAGGGCUUUAUCUUUGUCUCCUGUGACUUGUUUACUGCUAUGUUUAGUAGACAUAAUGCUCAAAACUGAGCUGUACUUUCUAAAUUUCUCUUCUCAUAGACAAGCUCCAUGCUCACAGUCAUAAGUUAAGAGACACUUCCAAGGCUGGCAAAAGCUUUUCCUGGCACAGAAGUACCAUUAAUGUUUUUCUCCUUGCCUGGAUAAAGACUUUGGUAAUAAUCACAGUUUCAUUUUCUUUUUCUUUAAAAAAAUUAGAAUAUGUCUAUAGAGCAUAUCAGUAUCUGGCAGAAAAGCAAAUUCCCAGUGACCCUAGGAACAAGUUGCUGCAGAAAAAUGUUGGCUUAAAUUGAUACAAAGAGGAGAGUCAGCAAAUGCCUCAUCUCCUCUGUAGUUCGCAAUGCAACUUAAGAAUACAGGAAUAUAGCACCAGCUUUGAACACUGUGUGUGUGUGUGCAUGUGUGUGUGCAUGUGUGUGUGUGUGUGUGUGUGUGUGUGUGUGUGUGUGUGUUGGGGACAGAAGAAGUAAGGAGAGGACAGGAAUUUCCUUGAACCUGAAGUUCUAAUGAAGAGACAGUGAGAUAAUUUGGAAAAUCAAUUUUCUUGAGAUAGCCACAGUCUUACUUUAAGAAUUCACCUAAUAAGUUUUGUUAGUUUUUUGAUUUGCCCACAUUGUUCCUCAAGCAUGACACUCUUCAUUCAUUAAACAUAUAAUGACUGCGAAGUGCUGAUGUGACAACUCUUUCAUUCAGAUCUCCUACUCUGUCUCUUCAUCCUUGAUCAUCUCUCAGCACCUCUCUAUCUCUUGGACCAGCUUUCACAGAUUUUUGAGCAAGGCAACAGAAGACUAUACAAGGAAUUUUGGCUUUUUGUGUACAAAUAUUUUUCUAUGCAUAAAGUUGUCAGAUGUUGUUGUCUGUCAAAUUUUCAGAUAUCCUCUUAUCUUCCUUCCAGUUUCAGGUUACAUAUUUGUUAGGCACCUAUUUCCUGUAUAGUGCAGAAUCGAACUAUAUGUGUGUUUUCCAGGAAAAAUGUUCACAUUCACAACGGAAGAAUAGUCGAACCCAGAGAAAAUAUAAAUAAAGUUCUAUCAGUC
Messenger RNA from Cavia porcellus (domestic guinea pig), 8529 nucleotides. It is a transcript of the gene Dleu7, whose product is annotated as deleted in lymphocytic leukemia 7. The coding region runs from base 644 to 1291 and encodes 215 amino acids. The record is from RefSeq and is a predicted model, not a curated record. NCBI's taxonomy places the organism in Eukaryota, Metazoa, Chordata, Mammalia, Rodentia, Caviidae. The transcript has 2 exons.